AUGGUCGACCUCGCUUCGCCGCUGGCGCUCGCUGUCCCUCUUCACUCGCACGACGACAGUGGGUCCCGGCCAUGUUCGCCGCGUCGAAAGCUGUCGGCUGCCCGCGCCAAGGACCGCGAACUGAGCCGCGAGGUCAAAGACUCACCGCGUCUGUCGCUCUCACCGGACGCGCUGCGCAAGUUGCACAUUUCGAUGCCGACGCGCGCCGACGAGAAGCCGCUCGUGCUCUCGGCCCGCGAGACGUCCGAGUGUUUCGUAUCGCAAAUGCUAUCCAAGUUUAGUGCGAUCUAA
Molecule: messenger RNA, 291 nt
Organism: Saprolegnia diclina VS20
Lineage: Eukaryota; Oomycota; Saprolegniomycetes; Saprolegniales; Saprolegniaceae
Exons: 2
Coding region: 1-291 (96 amino acids)
Source: RefSeq, a predicted model, not a curated record